Messenger RNA from Plodia interpunctella (Indianmeal moth), 7323 nucleotides. RefSeq names its product pasilla (gene pasilla). Gene Ontology annotation, molecular function: mRNA binding. The record is from RefSeq and is a predicted model, not a curated record. Bases 276 to 1910 code for a protein of 544 amino acids. Gene Ontology annotation, cellular component: nucleus; cytoplasm. The transcript has 10 exons. Lineage: Eukaryota; Metazoa; Arthropoda; Insecta; Lepidoptera; Pyralidae. Gene Ontology annotation, biological process: mRNA splicing, via spliceosome; regulation of alternative mRNA splicing, via spliceosome.
GUUUGAUUGAGCGCCACACACAACAGCAGUGCUGCAGUAUCGACAAACGUUCACAAAACGUUUAGACGUAACAAUCAUAGUGACACUUCUCUCCUUUAUUUUAGUAUUUAGACCCUAUUCAAUCUUCAAUUUUAACCGUAUUUAGUUAUUUAAGUGUUAAGUGUAACUGAUGAUGUUGUAAUAAUGCUAAGUGCCGCAUUAGUAUACGCAAUCUGAAGCAAUUACGUAAUGGGAAUUAUGCUAGAGAAGUUUAAAGUUUUGCCCUGAAAUUCAACAUGGCCGCUGAUACAGGAAUGGAUACAUGUCCCAGUCCGGAAAUCUCGGAUUCGAGAAAACGACCACUCGACGUUGACUCAGAAAAUGGAGACGUCAAGAGAUCCCACUUCAGCUCGGUGCAAGACUUGGUGACGGCCUUGCCACUGGCAAACGGCCAUGGCAAUAUAACGUCUCAUUUCGCGGUGGAGCCGACGUACCACUUCAAGGUUCUGGUGCCCUCGAUGGUGGCCGGAGCCAUCAUCGGCAAGGGGGGCGAGACCAUCGCCCAGCUCCAGAAAGAGACCGGCGCGAGGGUCAAGAUGUCCAAGUCACAUGAUUUUUACCCAGGCACGACAGAACGCGCAUGUCUGAUCACCGGCUCUGUUGAAGGCAUCAUGGUGGUGCUGGACUUCAUCAUGGAGAAGAUCAAGGAGAAGCCGGAACUGGUGAAGCCUUUUCCUGAAGGCGUGGACACAAAGAUGCCCCAAGAUAGGGACAAGCAGGUGAAGAUACUGGUGCCAAAUUCCACAGCGGGCAUGAUAAUAGGUAAAGGGGGCAACUACAUCAAGCAGAUAAAGGAGCAGAGCGGCAGCUACGUCCAGAUCUCGCAGAAGGCCAAGGAGCUGUCGCUGCAGGAGAGAUGUAUCACCGUCGUCGGCGAGAAGGAAAACAACAAGAAAGCCUGCGUGAUGAUACUACAGAAGGUGGUGGACGACCCGCAGUCCGGCUCGUGUCCGAACGUGUCGUACGCGGACGUGGCCGGACCGGUCGCCAACUACAACCCGACCGGCUCCCCGUACGCCGUGCCCACCGCUGAGGUGACCGAGUCGCACGGGCUGGGCGGGUCGGUGGGAUCAGUGGGGUCGGUGGGGUCGGUGCUGGUGAACGGCGCGGGCGGCGGCGCGCUGGGCGCGCUGGCGCUGUCGCUGUCGCUGGCCGGGCCCGGCGCGCAGCAGCCCGCGCCCAUCUCACAGCACACGCUCGACCACAUCAAGGUGGCCCUCCGCCAGUCGGGGUACAGCGAGGCGGGCGUGUCGGAGAUCAGCGCGGCGCUGUCGCUGCUGGUGAAGCACGGCGUGCUGGGGCUGUCGCUGCCGGCGGCGCUGCCGGCCGCGCCGCUGUCGGCCGCCUACUUCCCGCUGCCGGCGCAGGACCCGCCCGUCUUCGGGCCCAUCGGGCAGGUCGGCCUGGGCCAGUACGCUGGCGUGACCGGCGUGAGCGGCGUCAACCGCGGCGGAUUAGAGCGUUUCGCGGAGGUUGCAUUCGACGCGCUUCGCCCCUCAGCUGUGGCGCCGAUUUCCCUGAGCGCCGGAGUUCCAGGCUUCCCCUCCGCGGGGCUUCUGCCCUUGAGCAAGAGUCCCACGCCUGCUGAUGGCCAAGCAAAGGAUUCCAAGAAUGUGGAGAUUGCGGAGGUCAUCGUUGGCGCUAUACUCGGCCCCGGCGGGCGCAGCCUGGUGGAGAUCCAGCAGAUGUCGGGCGCCAACAUCCAGAUCUCCAAGAAGGGCACGUUCGCGCCGGGCACGCGCAACCGCAUCGUCACCAUCUCGGGCUCCGCGCCCGCCAUCAGCAGCGCGCAGUACCUCAUCGAGCAGAAGAUCCAGGAGGAGGAGCUCAAGCGCACGCGGCACAACGCCAUCUCCGGCCUCAUGCAGUAAUCGCCGAGGCUGGGGUUCAUGCGGUACACACAUUUUUUUAAUUCGACAUUCGAUCGGGGAUAUAUGUUUUAUUGUUAAAAAAAAGAGUGGGAGCUAACUCGCCGGUUUGAAUGUCUGCAAGGGAAUAAAAUUCGACGGCAUUCUAGGACAUAUUUUCUGUUCAGUUUGUAAAUGCUACUACGUCUUUAAUGAUCGGUUAAUAUUUCUCUUGCUUCAUCUUACAAAUGAACUUUAAAAGAGAGAAUAUUCGUUUCACCGCAAGUUUAAAAAUGUGCUGUGCCAAUUUUUAUUUGCCAAAAUCAUGUGUAUAAUUAGCUCAAUAUAUAAAUGCAACAUGCUACGAUAUACGUCCAUUGAAUAGCACUUUAAGCUAUUCCAUUAAAGCAUAAUAACAAGUAAUGUAAUAAUAUGAAAAAAAAUGUGUGUUCCGCAUCGAUGUCUCUUGCGGGCGGCGGGCGCAGGACGUGUGACGCAGAUAUUGUUUUACGCCGAAAAAGGUUUAUGCCAGUUUACGCCCGGGCGCCAUACAAAUGUUAAAUGUUGUUUACGCCUGGGCAUAAACGUUUAUGCACGGGCAACACGUUCAUUCGUUUACGCCCAGCUUACGCCCGGGCGUAAACCCAUCUCUAGUCACCCGCCGUAGUUCUAGUCAAGCCGCCGCCCGCGCACUUAGAAGCGUUCGCGAAUUCGCAGCUUCGCGCGAAUCGCUCUAAUCCGAGCAGUCGCUCAUAGUUACCUAUUUACAGUUACAUAGAUUUAUGUAUAUUGAUUUUAUGCAUGUACCACAUAGUUGUUUAUUAUUAUAGCUAUAUUUUAUGUUCGACAAGUUAUUUCGCGCUGCCUAGCAGACGUCUAAGAUAUAACGAAGUGAUUGUGAUAUGUCCUAUCACGGAAAUUCCUAUUCCAUUGCACAUUUUAUUUUUGUAUAUUCACACAUCUGCAUACAUUUUAUUUUGUCAACGUUCAUUGUAAAUGUUACCAUUGAUAAGUUAUUGUUUUAGUUUAUUUUGGCGCGGUUCACGCACGUCAGCGGCUUGUCAAACAGGUUUUGACAGAUGACAGUUCAGUGAAAAUGUUUUUUUUUUAAGAUCCUGAUACGGUUCGCAACUUUAUGGAUCUUCUUUGAGCGUGUCAAAAAAGAAUAUGAAUGUAUAAUUUGUUGAAAGACGAGAAACGGCUCGGGGUCGUCGGCCGCUGGCGUGCGCCGGCCGCAGACGGGACGCAGUUCCGGUCAUUCCUGAUUUCUCGUUGAAGAUCUUUAUUUUUUUAUCCAUUUAUAAUGUUGUGUUGAUUUAGGGAUGUUUCGUAGCUAACGAUUCGACGUCGGUCUAAAUCCUUACGAUGUAAGUACAAUUUAAUAAAAUAUAACGCAUGUCCAGACUAGUAGAGAUAUAUUUUAAAUGUUUUAAAAAGCAGAUUCUAUAUAUUGAUUGAGAUGACAAUAUUAUAAAUCUUAUUUACAGUCGCUAACUUUGCUCGUUGAGACGUGUGUCCGCAGUCCCUCGGAUAGUUUAAGUUGUUCGGUUACCUCACAAGUGCCAUGUAGUUCCGCGACGGGCGCGACUCCGUAAUGGCAGAUACUUAUCAAAAGGAAAGAAGUACAAAAGAAAUCGUAAACAUAAUAAUAUAUUCGGAUCGGCUUAAUGUACGGUAGUUAGUAAGAAAAGGAAUUGAGAGACUUCUCAGCUAAAUCUUCAAGUUAAGCGUUAAACAAAAUAUUAAGGAGCUGGUUCGAGACGCCGUAACCUGGUACUUCCGCGAAGUGAAAUUUCUAGAAAUAAUUAGUUAAGUACCUCUGUCCAACGACACGUAGGUAGUAAGUUGCGGUACUGUUGCUGCGUUGCUGGCGCUGUGCCGCUCGCCGACACCUCGAAAUGUCGAAAAUAUAACUGCAAAGAUUAACCUGAUAUACAUGAUAAGGCUGAUUUACACUGAGCGAGCGAAUGCUUUUUGAUCUUCUCCCUGGACUGUACUAUAGAUGGCAUAGCCUGUGGCUGGACCUUGGUGGAGUGGGGAUAGAAUGAGCUCGCGUGGUGUAUAUUCCCCUUACAUGUAAAUAAUAAUAAAGAUUAAUGUUAAUUGAUGUAUCUAGCGUUAGGAACUCGAUGGCACUAUCGGGGCUGGCACAGCGCGAGCAUAUGUAUUACUAUAAUAUACGUGUGUUAUGUAGGUAACUUUACAGUAGUUAAUUCACAUAGGUAGUUCAUAUAUUCUAUCUUUAAUGCAUAGGAAUCGCUGUUCGAUCUUUCUGGUGUUUUUCGACUUCUCAUCUUAAUAUGUAUAUUUGGGGGUAGGUACAGAUAACGUCUUUGUCAAUUAAUACGAGGAUUUGUGAUCGCGACUGCGUCGAACAUGCUAGAACUCCAAAGAUGUCAGCAAAAGAUAUAAAUAAUACGGAGCAUUUCAUGUCGAAUCGCUCCAAUAAGAGAAUGUGCGCAGGCGCAGUCGUGACGUCUCACAUCCAGUGGGCAGUUGGCCAAUCAUUGGUACAUCCAAACGCCUGUGAACGUCGAUUUUACAAGCUCAAUUUUAUUGGAAAUACUUGAUUAGUCGAUACGUGUAAGUAAAUCGUCAAUUAUUCGGGAAUUUGAUUUCGGCUCCGACCAGCAUCCGGUCCCUGCGACCGCCGGGGUAGACUCGCUCUGUAGCUGUCUCUUUCUUUCUCUCAGUGUUGCGUCUUGCCUGUCGUUGUCGGGCUGUUCUUCGCGGUGUACGCUAUUAUUCACACCGCGUUGACGACAGAGGGCGCUGUGCGUUAUCACGAAUGACUACGAUGGUUCCAAUUUAUAUAAACAUUUUUAACUUUCCCCGUAUUUAUAUAAUGAAAUAUUAAGUCUUAAGAUUCCAUAAAUCGAAGUUAAGAAAUCUGGUUUUGGCUCCGUUCACGUCAAUUUAACGCUCUAAGCGCCAUCUGUCACUUGUUAUAUCCUAUUUCUCGUUAGCCCUCGAUUGUGACCGUUUAAACCAAGCGACAUCGCGAAGAACAUCCGAAUUAAAUAGUUAUCGGUGGAAUUCUAGUUAGUUAUAAUUAUCAUAUUUAAAAAAAAAAACAAUAUUAUGGGUAUGUAUAGAUAAUUUUUUAAUUAAUACUGGAAAUGUUAAAGUUGUUAUACUGAAGUUGUUACAAUAUUUGAGAGUAUAUCGUGAAUACAAAAUAAUAAUUUUAGUGCGGUAACAUUAUCUGAAUAAAGUUUAUUGUGUGGAAAGAUAAUAAAUAAUAGUGCAGCGUCACGACGUUUGCAGCGAGACGCCGAGACAAGGUUCUAUACUGUUUCUGUGAUACUGACACUAGCGCGCCCGCACUCGCACCGCACACUCCGUGUGAACACGAGCGACAUGUCACGCGUGCGUUACCUCAAAUCAAUGUUAUAGUAUUCCUUGUGUCGUUACCUAAUUCGUCACUGUUGUUGAUAGUUGCGAAAAUAGCUUACAAUUUCGAGAAGAUAACGUCUAAGCCGUUAUAAACGUUCCGUUAACUUUUGAUCCGUUUGACAUGUCGCGUAUUUGACAUUGACAGCCCCCGCAUAAACGUCAAUCUACCACGGGUGCCUGUUUCUGGUUGUGUCAAAAUUUUAGCAGUCGUUUCGUAGUACACUCGUGGGCAGUCCCUCGCCGUAGAUCCCCGCAUCGUUCACACCGCACGCGGCACCCCACACGCUAUUGACGAAUAUUUAAUCAUUAACACUGUUACGGUUAAGGAUUUCAAUGUUGUAGGCUAAGUUAGCUAGUUGGCAUUCUCCAUUCACUGGUUACGGUGAGAACAAGGUUGGUUGCGAGCGUAGAACACACGAUUUUAGUAUGGGGUUUUCACUUUUAGCCAUUUUGAGGUUUAAUCUUACCUACAAAUAUUACUUUUCAAGUUCACUAUCAUAUACGUAUAUCGAUACACGAGUAUAUUUAAAAAUCGAAUCUGACGAUUUAUUUUUUCGAUCGUGUACUCAUUGCUUAGCCUUGGGAUACGAAAAAGUGGCAACAAAAACAAAUAUGGCCGCCAUUUUAAAGUGUGUGUUCUGCGAUCGCGCGCCGGGACGGACUCGGCGACCGCGCAUCUCAUCCUCCUUUUAAUUUUAAUAGCUAAAUGUUGUUGAAUUUGUUGAUAGAGUGGUUUAUUGUAAUUACUAUAGGUAGUCUAGUGGGUAUACAAGAGUGUGGCAGCCGUUGGUGCGCUAGGCUAGAGUAAGGUUCGAUACUGUGUAUAGGAAAAUGGCUGUGCGUUCAAGUCGAACUCAACAUUAAGACAUCACCAUACGCUUGUAUUGGAUGGGCGCGAAUCGCACACGACCGCGCGCCGCCGCCCGCUGCGUACGACUGUCCAAAGUACAAGCCACGGCGCCAUUUUUAGUCGAAUCGCCAAGGAAUUUCCCUUGUUGAAGAUUGCACCAUGAAAAAAUUAAGUUGAUACACAUGUUAAUUUCUUCAGAGUUAUUGAAAUCGCGAAAAACUUAUUUUCGACUAACGAUGUUAAUUUCCACAUUCGAUGCAUAUUGCCAUAAUUUUAUUUGUUUAUUGGUGCAAUUUUCAAAAGUUAUUUCUCCUUGGUUUACGCAAGCGGCGGGUUUUGCCCGCGACGCCCCCUGGCGGGGCCGCGACGGCGCGAUAUUACUCACAAUCUGUAUAUAAUUGCAUAACAUUGUUUCAUUUACGUUCUUCUCCUUGCUCAUUGUCAUCAAUUUAUUAAAGACUGAGGAAUCAACUUGCGCAUAUUGACAUCGUCACGAAACGCGUCCCAAACGUAUGGGAAUAUUGUAAUAUAUAAUUUUUAUUGUCAUUAAAAUUUUCACUCGGUUCAUGUGGAAUCGUCCGCAAGGAUGUAGUCGUGUGCGGUUCCCGCGUGCGCUCGCUGGCCACUAGCGCUGGCCGCCAGCACUGGGCUCUAGCGAGCGCACAGUGCGAAGCAGUACCGGGCUCCCAGCGCCGAUCAGUCGUUGUCUCAUCAACCUUUACACAUGUUGAGAUUGAUAUGUUAUACUAAUUCUAUUGAAUUAUAACUUGUUGCGUAUUAUAAGUAUGUAUAGACAGCGGCUCGGCACGUUAUGUAUAGAAUACGUUGAAAACAUUUGUUGAUGUACAGUUCAUUGAUGGAGUUUUUUAUUUUUUAUUAUUUUGUUAACUUGGUUUACGAUAAACGGGUCUGCAAUGUUAUGUAUGAGAAAUAAUUAUUAAUUAAGUUUGAAUUGAAAUGUUGAAUAAUUUUUUUUUUAAUUUAAAAUUCUGUAUAUUUUAGUCAAUGUUUAUUAUUAUUUAGUUGACAUGAUUGAUUUUCUAAUGAAAUGUUAUUUUGCAAUGUUGUAAAAGUUAAGAGGUAAAAAGGAAGGUUAAUAAUGUCUUAGUGUUAAAAAGAUCGAAAACCAAUUAAAAGGUACCUUGAACAUUGUCUAUAUUAUAUUAACAUUAAAUAAAUGCAAAAGAAGAA